AUGCAGGGGACCAUGCGAUUGUGGCUGUCAGUCAUGACGCUCGCUUUGUGCCUGCUGAUCUGUCUGGGAACACCAGCAGAAGCGUAUCCAUCCAAACCGGACAGUCCUGGAGAGGAUGCACCUGCAGAGGAUAUGGCCAGAUACUAUUCGGCUCUGAGGCAUUACAUCAACCUCAUCACACGGCAGAGGUAUGGAAAACGAUCCAGCCCAGAGACACUGAUUUCGGAUCUCUUGUUGCGGGAAAGCGCAGAAAAUAUUCCUAGAUCUAGGUUUGAAGAUCCUGCAAUGUGGUGAUGGAAACCACCAUCCAUCUUCAGUCUUUUUCCUAGUUUUCAGUCCAUCACUCAUUGAUAGAAGACCAGUCAGAGAUUCAGCUCCCCGUGCAUGCAGCCAUCGUACUGAAUUCUGUAGAGUUUUUCCUUCAUUAUUCUUGUACAUAUGUUUAUUUAAAUAAAUUACUUGUGCACUCUAAAUGGUAACAUAUUAAAUGAAAGGGGGGAAAGGCCACCAACAAUAAUAGGUAAAGACUUGUUUUAUGCUAUAUUCAAAUUCGGUUUCAAUCUCCUUAUAGGCAAAAGUAGCAUGAACAUAACACCUACUCUUAAUGGUUGUUCAAAGUGGCACCUAUUUAACAUUUUAUUUGACCCUUGGGUUCACUUUUAAUAUUUGAUUUUUAGAAAGUUAUUUGUUUCAUGACAAUUAUUGCCCAUGAAAAAAAUAAAAUGAUGUGGAAAGUGCAUAUUUU
Molecule: messenger RNA, 745 nt
Organism: Heteronotia binoei (common prickly gecko)
Lineage: Eukaryota; Metazoa; Chordata; Lepidosauria; Squamata; Gekkonidae
Gene: NPY
Product: neuropeptide Y
Exons: 3
Coding region: 1-294 (97 amino acids)
Biological process (GO): neuropeptide signaling pathway; feeding behavior
Cellular component (GO): extracellular region
Molecular function (GO): neuropeptide Y receptor binding; neuropeptide hormone activity
Source: RefSeq, a predicted model, not a curated record